GAAUGGAAACCAACAUUCAAACUAAUAUAACGAAAAGAUGAUAGGGUUUAUGCCAUUAUCAAAAAAACCAUUAACCGCCGCUGCAUCAGUCUUUCAAUUUCGCCCUGUUUGGUACGCAUUAGAUAAUGCCACUAUAUGAUUGCGUGCUUCUUUUGAAGCCACAAGUAAGGAAGGAAGCAUUGAUCGAUUUGGCGGCUCGAGUAGGGAAACAUGUUCAAAAUAGAAAUGGUGUUAUUACUGAUAUCAGAUCUUUUGGUGAAAUUAAGUUGGGAUAUGGUAUUAAGAAGCGUGAAAGCAGAUAUUUUCAGGGCCAGUUGAUGCAGAUGACAAUGAUGGCCACACCCAACAUCAACAAGGAGCUACAUUAUUUGAACAAGGAGGACCGUCUGCUCCGAUGGCUACUUGUUAAACAUAGAAACACAAAAUAUGGGUUGGACUUUCAAAACGAGGAUGAUGCUAGAGAUGAGCUAAUGAAACUUUCACCUGGUAUGUCUUUUGAUGAUGCAAGCGAUGAGGAUGACGACGACGACGAUGCUGAGUACGACGAGGACCAAGAAAAAAAAGAACAUUGACUACAUAAUGAACUUGAAAUUUCGGGUCUUCUUUAUAAUAUGACGAGUGGUAAUUUCAAGUAAACCAAAGGUUUCUUGUUAGAAAUUAAUGGCUAUUUCCAAAUUUGAACUUCAUUUCAUGCUCAAUUUGGAUUUAUGCAGAAGUUGUUCAGACUCCUAAAUCCUCAACAUACUUGGUGAGAACUGAGAAGCCUUAUGGUGACUGACUCAUUAUAAUUGGUGAAUAUUAGAGGUCCUUCUGUUCUGCCCUUUGCAAGUAGGAGCCUGAAAUUUGUAGGCAAAGGUAGGGUGGAGAAGGCGUUAAUAAUGUAAAAAGGUUGAUUGUAAAGUCAAUGAAAAUGGGUAUUAUAGCUA
Molecule: messenger RNA, 926 nt
Organism: Mercurialis annua (annual mercury)
Lineage: Eukaryota; Viridiplantae; Streptophyta; Magnoliopsida; Malpighiales; Euphorbiaceae
Exons: 3
Coding region: 126-572 (148 amino acids)
Biological process (GO): translation
Cellular component (GO): ribosome
Molecular function (GO): small ribosomal subunit rRNA binding; structural constituent of ribosome
Source: RefSeq, a predicted model, not a curated record